Molecule: messenger RNA, 1029 nt
Organism: Owenia fusiformis
Lineage: Eukaryota; Metazoa; Annelida; Polychaeta; Sabellida; Oweniidae
Source: the annotation of a GenBank genome assembly
GAUUAAAAGGUGGGCUAAUUGUUUGAUGUGUUAAAACAGAAAAAUUAGCAAGGAAUAAAGUAACAUAAUAUAUCAAAAAGAAGGUGUUCCUUCUUCUCAACAAAAUAAUCAUCAAUUAUUGCACAUUACACACAAUAACUCCAAGGCAGGACUCCUUUGUGACGUGCCAAUGAUGGCGUUGCAUGAUGGGAAAUUAGGAUUGGUGAUGUCAAAUGUAACUGACCGUUUAAACCAUACAUUGCGGAUCAACACCAUAAUGGCUGACCAUAACAAACAAUACUUAAAAUUGAUCGAAAAACACAGGAGAAUGCGAACAAGAAAAAUAGAAUGGGAAUCAUCAAAGGCUGCAAAAUCCUAUGCAAAGAUUUGUAGCACAAGGAAGGUACUUGAUGACCAUUGCUUAAUUGCCCAAGGUGAAGAAGAUAUUGCACCCUUGUUAGGUCCUACUGGGUUAGGACGAUAUGGGGGUGCCAGCAUUGAACGUCUUAAACCAGAUAUACUUCAGAAAAUUAAAGACAAUCAACCACGUUUAAGACGACACCGACGUGCAAUGAGACAUCUCGCCCAAGGUCAACAAGAUGGACGAAUUCAAAACUUAUCAACUCUCGAAGCCACAAAGAAGGUUGGGAAUAUCAUUGAUAGACCUUAUAAAACAACUUUUGAACAACAACUAGCUGAUUCUAAUAUCGGAAAAGUGCAAAAAGCAAAUUUUACACCAAGUAGGGGUAAUACACUUAUUUUGCCCCCUUUAGAAAUAUCAAGAACCUUCAAACAAAUUAGGAAAAAACUGGGCAGCAGAUCUCUUCAAGGGGUAGCCCAGCCACAGAAGCCUAUUGUGCUGACACCUAUCAAGAAUGAACAAGAGUGAAAAAAGUUAAUACAUGUAUAUAUCAACAUUUAACAUCGAAGUGAUAAGAGAUAUGAAUGACAUCAACAUUUUACACUUGCAUCUAUUAUCGAUGACAUCAGCAUAUUAACAUGACACCUAUUCGUUAGGAGAAAUGUAUAUGACAUCAAUAUCCAAUUAAC